AAUGACUUUUGAAAGUGACUCCCGACAAACGCACCUUUACCACUACUGUCUGGCACGGGCAAAACCCCAAGAAGUAACGAUGCAACAACUCUGUGUCUCUUCCAAUAUUUUAAGUUCAUCAGUACUUCUUUUCAUUUGUUUAGCUGUGAGGGAGGUGGCGAAGAAAUGGCGGUUUCUGCCGUCGCCGAAGAGGUCGAGACUCCACUGCUCGGCGGCGCCGUCGUUGACGGCGUCGUAGACUACAAAGGUCGUCCGGCCAGCAGAUCGAAUUCCGGCGGAUGGAGAUCCGCAUCUUUCAUCAUAGGUGUGGAAGUCGCUGAGAGGUUUGCCUACUAUGGCAUAUCGGCCAAUCUUAUAAGCUAUUUGACCGGUCCGCUCGGCCAAUCGACCGCCUCGGCGGCCGAGAACGUGAAUGUGUGGUCGGGGACGGCGUCGCUUCUGCCGCUUUUGGGAGCUUUUGUUGCCGAUUCAUUUCUCGGACGUUUUCGCACAAUUGUCAUUGCUUCCUCACUCUACAUUCUGGGACUUGGCUUGUUGACCGUAUCUGCUGUGCUUACUUCUCUGAGCUCUUCUGAAAGCCACAAUACAGAAAAAGGAAUGCUAAUUUCUUCUUCCAAGGUGCAAGUCAUCUUUUUCUACUUUUCACUAUAUCUAGUGGCAAUUGCGCAAGGAGGGCACAAGCCUUGUGUGCAGGCUUUUGGAGCUGACCAGUUCGAUUUACAAGAUCCAAAAGAGUGCAAAGCCAAAAGCUCAUUCUUCAACUGGUGGUAUUUCGGUAUAUGUGUUGGUACUUUGGCAGCACUCUUGAUCUUGAGUUACAUUCAAGACUACCUUAGUUGGGGUCUUGGGUUUGGGAUCCCAUGUAUUGUCAUGGCUUUUGCACUAGUCAUUUUCUUACUUGGAAGCAUGACUUAUAGGUUUAGCAUUAAAAGGGAUGAGAAAAAUCCCUUUUCAAGAAUUGCUCAAGUAUUUAUAAAUGCAGCUAGGAAUUGGCGUACGACCCCUUCUGCAAUAGCUAUUGAAGAGGAAGCUCGGGGAAGCACAACUCAUCACGGUUCUCAACAAUUCAAGUUUCUUAACAAAGCCUUGCUUGCAUCCGAUGCUUCAGAGGAAGAUGGAAGGGUGUCUAGCAUUAGCGAGGUUGAAGAAGGAAAGGCUGUUCUAAGGCUGGUUCCCAUAUGGACUACAUGUUUGGGUUAUGGUAUUGUAUUUGCGCAGGCUUCGACUCUCUUUACGAAGCAAGGAGAUACCAUGGACAGAUCAAUUAGAUCAAACUUUGAAAUACCAGCUGCUGCACUUCAAUCAUUCAUUGGCUUUUCAAUUCUUAUCUUCAUUCCCAUUUAUGAUCGCAUUUUUGUUCCUAUUGGAAGAGCUAUCACUGGAAAACCCUCAGGCAUAACAAUGCUUCAAAGAAUCGGAACUGGAAUGUUUAUAUCUGCAAUAUCCAUGGUAAUUGCAGCUCUGGUGGAAAGGAAACGGCUUGAAACCGCUGAAGAAUAUGGGCUGGUUGAUAAGCCAGAGGAAACUGUUCCCAUGAGUGUCUUGUGGUUGGCACCCCAAUAUUUGUUGUUUGGAAUUGCCGACGUGUUCACCAUUGUUGGUCUGCAAGAAUUUUUCUAUGAUCAGGUGCCAAACGAUUUGAGGAGUGUUGGUCUCGCUCUCUACCUUAGCGUUGUGGGCAUAGGGAGCUUCCUGAGCAGCAUACUCAUCUCCGUCAUCCAGAAAGCUAGCAGUGAAGAUGGUGAAGAUGGUUGGUUUUCGGAUAACUUGAAUCGAGCACAUCUGGAUUACUUCUAUUGGCUUCUUGCUGGAUUGAGUGCAGUGGCAUUGGUAGCCUUCUUGUACUUUGCAAAAUCUUACAUAUACAAUCGGGGAAGUAAUAUCUGACAUUGCUGAAGACCCCACAAUCAUCCCACUAUAUUGACAGCUAUCAUGUACCUGAUCUGGCAUUGUUCUGAGAAAGGUUUUAGAUGGCCUGUAUGCCAAUGUGAAGAAGACACUAUGAACUUAAAUCUUGACGUAGUUGAUGAUUCUUUUACAUCUUAAUUUAAAAUUUUAAAUAUACGUGAAAUGAAAA
This is a messenger RNA of Cornus florida, 2077 nucleotides long. Its product is annotated as protein NRT1/ PTR FAMILY 5.10-like. The coding region runs from base 166 to 1887 and encodes 573 amino acids. The transcript is spliced from 4 exons. The record is from RefSeq and is a predicted model, not a curated record. Gene Ontology annotation, biological process: transmembrane transport; dipeptide transport. Gene Ontology annotation, cellular component: membrane. Lineage: Eukaryota; Viridiplantae; Streptophyta; Magnoliopsida; Cornales; Cornaceae. Gene Ontology annotation, molecular function: tripeptide transmembrane transporter activity; dipeptide transmembrane transporter activity.